Synchytrium microbalum is the source of this 351-nucleotide messenger RNA. RefSeq lists its product as uncharacterized. The transcript is spliced from 6 exons. Lineage: Eukaryota; Fungi; Chytridiomycota; Chytridiomycetes; Synchytriales; Synchytriaceae. The record is from RefSeq and is a predicted model, not a curated record. Gene Ontology annotation, molecular function: pyruvate transmembrane transporter activity. Gene Ontology annotation, cellular component: mitochondrial inner membrane. The coding region runs from base 1 to 351 and encodes 116 amino acids. Gene Ontology annotation, biological process: pyruvate import into mitochondria.
AUGGCAGCAGCACAAGCAUCUCAAUCGAUGUUCCAAAAGUUCUUGAAUCAUCCAGCAGGACCCAAGACGGUUCAUUUCUGGGCUCCUGCUAUGAAAUGGAGUCUCGUUAUCGCUGCUUUGGGUGACUUGAAAAGGCCACCGGAAAAGCUAUCACUUACUCAAACUGUUGCAUUGGCUGCUACUGGAUGUAUUUGGGCAAGAUAUUCGCUAGUGAUAAUACCCGUCAACUAUCAGCUAUUUGCUGUGAAUAUCUUUGUUGGUGCGACUGGCUUGUACCAACUGUACAGAAUAUACGACUAUCGAAGCAAGCUCCCACAACCAGCUGCUGCUGCAGUAUUAGAGGCAAAGUAA